Molecule: messenger RNA, 1964 nt
Organism: Heterobilharzia americana
Lineage: Eukaryota; Metazoa; Platyhelminthes; Trematoda; Strigeidida; Schistosomatidae
Source: the annotation of a GenBank genome assembly
CGUAAUUUGAAAAUGAAAAUUUGUCGAGAAGUAAAAAAAAGAUUGGCUAGUUAGGUUGCAUGAUUUAGUACAGUUAAGUAAAUGAGUGCCGUUCAGUAGUCAAGAAUUGGAUGAGUUAAGUAGAAGGAUAAAUCAUAAGAGGAGAAUACUUAUUAGGUAGUGAGAACUCGAAAAGUCAUUUUCGAAGUGAAACGCCCAGGAUUUAGGGUAUAAAGGUCAAUACACGAAAAACAAAUCCCAUCCAAGAGUGUCUAGAAAAGAUAACUAAAACCAGUUUAUAGAAAUCCAAAACAAGUUGGGAUUUGAUGGUUUGGAAACAUUUGGGCACCGGACUAAAUGUUUCUUCAAAUAAUCUGACGGAAAGUUAAAACGUGGAACUAUCUUAAACAGCCAUUACUACUAUCACCAUCCCUAUCGAUAAAAAAAACACCAGCACCAACAGAAAGGAUGUCUACAACAUAUUCACCGAUAACAGAUUAUGCUUAUGGACAAGAUUUGUAUAUGUUAAAUCGAUGUUUGGAUGAUAUUGAAUUCUUUGAAAGGAAGUUGCGAAGAAGCUUAAACAUGUCAACAAAUGAACUAGCCGAUAAAAGCGGUGGUGAUGGAAAAAACAACGAUAACCAACCUCCAAAUUCUGCACUAACAACUGACGCGUUGCAGAAAACUAAGUUUGCAUUGAAUAUUACUGAAAAAGUUAGAAAAACUCUUCCGUACUUAUCUAAAGAAAUUUUUGUCUAUUUAAUAAAAGUUGUUCGUAAAGUUCAUCAUGUUGCGAAGAAAAAGCAAAUUCCAGAUUACAAUGUCAAUAUUGUUGUGGAUGUCGUUGAACCGCUAUUGAGUGAACCCACGAUUACAUCAUUAUUCAAAUUGUUCUCAGCUAAAACAAAAGAAGUUUGGUUAGAACUUGGACCUUCUUGGAAUACGCCAAGUUCAAAAUGGCCAAAUCCAUUAACAACUUAUAUGCCAACAUUUAAUCAACCCUACAAACGGAGGAAAACAAAAUAUCGAUCAGGUGAUGCCAUCAGCAGAAGUGAUGUAAAAACCCAAGAUCAGGCUUUCGUAAGAAAUGAUGGAGUUAUUUAUUUGAAACCCGCUGAGAUUUAUGCAUCGACUUAAGAUAUUGGAUGCAGUAUGAUGUAUAUAUGUGAGUCGAUUGCAAUGAUUAGCUAAGUGUGAGUUAUAAUUGUCGAAUAACUGAUGAUUAUUCAUCAAAAAAUUAAAGCCUGCAUUGUGUAGAGUGAGGGAUUAGUACACUGAUCGACAUAAAUUCACCAGAAAAGUCAAACUGAAGUGGAUAUUAUAUCAUGAAGUGGUCCAUAUAUGAAACGGAAGAGAUAGUAUGAUGAUAAGAGUAGUAGUAAUGUGAAUAAUUGACGAGAUGUGCAAAAAAUUUCAAAUAGGUCUGAAGAUUUAGUGGGAAACAAGGAAAAAGCAAAGCACGGUUCAUCGAAAAUGCUUUAAGGAGGAAGAGAACGAAGAUUCUAAAUAAAGCGAAACGUAAAGAUGAAAUUAUAUUACUUAUUUUAAAGUAUCGUUCAUUAUGGACUGACAUAAUUUGAAGAAAACUUUUCGGCACUGGAUAGCUAUAUCUUUCCAGUAUGGAAAUCGUUAACAGUGCACACCCAUAACCCCUCCAAAAGGUCAAACCAAGUACCUGAAUUCAAGUAAUUUAUACAAACCUCCAAAUUGAAUGUUAUUUAUUUGAUGGAAAGCUAGGUAAGGGGAAAGGCUUCAAUGCGUUCUUUUUGAAUACAAAGUUCAGGCUAAGUUGAUCUUGUAGCCAAAGUUUUGGGGAGAUGGAGAAUGCUUAAAAAAGUAUCUGGUGGUGAUGUCUUCGGAAGGCGGCGUUUCGCAGCAAAAGCUGUGGAAGCAUCUGUGUGGCAUCCUGUGCCUACCAAAUGUACUAGCAUAGAACUUCUAGUCGUUUUGUGCAGGUAGAUGUCCUCGUAUUCGCUUAUCUUCGC